ACCAUGGCCAAAACCACCACCAUUUGCACACUCACAACCCUCCUCUUCCUCCUCCUUCUAUUCUCCUCCCACGCCACUGCCCGGCCGGGCCCCGCAUUUCACGACGUCACUCCCAUAGAGAAUCAUCACUCUGAUCAGGACGGGGAGAAGGAGGCGGAUCGAGAUAACUGCGUCGGAUUGAAAGAUGAUGAGUGCAUGAUGAAGAGAAUGGUUGAAGCUCAACUUGAUUACAUCUACAACCAAAACAAGAAGAAGCCGUGAUCCUUAUAUAUGCAAGUAUGCAACCAUUUUCAAUAAUUUAUGUUAUUGCUUCAGAGAUUAAUACAAUUUUGUUUUCAUAUGGAUGUAAUAA
This is a messenger RNA of Salvia hispanica, 352 nucleotides long. Lineage: Eukaryota; Viridiplantae; Streptophyta; Magnoliopsida; Lamiales; Lamiaceae. The record is from RefSeq and is a predicted model, not a curated record.